AAUGCGAACCUAUUGGGCUCCAACGGUUGCGCAGCGACGUAACUUCGUGGCUUCAGAAGAUUCUUGUCCGUGCACUGCUGUCCACGGGUCCAGAAGAUGAUGCGGACUUUUUUCUUUCUAUCUUGCGUCUUUACGCUGCUGUGCCUCCGAUGCAUGCAUUGUUCGCCAGUGCCAGAAGCAAGCAGGUACAAAGCCUCUCAGGAUUGUCUCCGGAGGUCAGGUCUUCUGAAUGAAAGAGGAGAGGCCCGUCCUCAAGACACACUCGAAAACACAGCCCUGGCCAGAAGAGACCCUGCAGUAGCGGCACUGGCAAUUAACAGCACUGAGGCUUCAAAGCGGCGUCGCUGUGGCGUCCCCGACUACCCCGUGCUGAAGGAGGUCCUCCAAAUGGGGAGACACAGAAAGAAACGCUUUGUCCUGUUUGGGGGUCGCCUGGAGAACACUGACCUCACCUACAAAGUGGUUCGCUUCCCCAGGCAGAUGGGUGAGGACAAGGUGCGGCACGUCCUCAUGGAAGCACUGAGAGUGUGGAGCGAGGUAACACCUCUCACCUUCACCGAGGUCGGCCAUGGGAAGGCGGACAUUGUCAUCGACUUCAACAGGUACUGGCAUGGAGAUAACCUGCCCUUUGACGGCCCUGGGGGCAUACUGGCCCAUGCCUUCUUCCCCAAGACCCACAGGGAGGGCAACAUUCAUUUUGACUAUGAUGAAGAAUGGACUUUCGGCAACUACAUGGGUACAGACCUCCUUCAAGUGGCAGUUCAUGAGUUCGGCCAUGUUCUGGGGCUACAGCACUCCACGGAACCUGGCGCAGUGAUGUCCCCAUAUUAUAGCUUCUCCUAUCCCCUGGAGCUGAGCGAGGAUGACAAGCUUGGGAUCCAAUACCUGUACGGCCCUCGUCCACAUGCUCAGCCCCCACCUCAACCGCCACCUCCGCCACAGAUCACCACAGAGGUCAAUGAUAUCAUCAGUAGUGCUCCUGAUGCCUGUCAGACAGAUUUUGAUGCCGUGUCAAUGAUUCGCGGAGAGCUGUUUUUCUUCAAGUCGCGCUAUGUGUGGCGCAUUCGGGAAGGAAGGCUGGAGGCAGGUUACCCGGCACUGGCUUCACGCCAUUGGAAGGGGAUUCCAGAGCGCAUUGAUGCUGCCUUUGAAGACCAAUCUGGGAAUGUCUGGUUCUUUCAAGGCCAAAGUUACUGGAUGUUUGACGCAGAGAAACAGAUCACAGGACCUGACUCUGUGCAGAGCCUCGGCCUGUCCGUCUCCCACAUCCAAGCAGCGCUGCGCGUUGGCCAGGACAGCAACUACAACACCUACAUCUUUAUGGUAGGCAGCUAUUGGAGGUUCAGCCCUGAAGAGAACCGCUUGGACUCGGCCCACCCUCGCAGCAUGCAGGACUGGAGCGGCAUACCUAGUGAUCUAGACGCAGCUUUCCAGGACCAAUACGGUUAUGCCAACUUUAUUCGGGGGAGGCAGUACUGGAAGUUCGAUCCUGUGGUGAUGAAUUCACUAGAGGGUUAUCCUCGCUAUAUUGGCAUGGAUUUCUUUGGUUGUAAAAAUACGAAUUAAUAAUCAGUAUGAAUAAUCAGUACGUGAUGCUGCUGCCUAAAGAUCACAUCCAAGUCAAGGCCAACCAUGAACAAGGCCUGCACCUAUACGGAUUUCAACAUAUUUCUUCCUCAAAUGUUUCCGUUUGCUUGUCGCCCUUACACUGUAAAUGGAGUACAAAACAGUUUCAUCUCAGAGUUUACAUCAAUGUUUCCUCAGAGUUUGGACUUCGUGUGCAGCUAUUUCUUUUCGGUUGGGUUCCAGCCGUGGCGUUGUUAAGGACGGUGUUGUCUACAGUGCAGUACCAGCCCGCUGCAUUAGGUGUUCAUGUAUUAAGAUGUCUAAUGAGAGAUACCGCUGCAAAAACACAUUUGUCGCGCUGAUAAAUAUACAUGUCUAAGUAAUCUUUUUCUCAGACACUUUUAAUGUGGGAACGUCUAAUGGAACCAUCCGUCCAACUUGGCCUUCAUUAGCCAAUAAGAGAGUUGUGAGAAAUUCCCGACACGAUGCAUUGUCUUAAUCAGGUUUGUCUACCAACCAGUAAUCUCCUAUAACACCUUCCUCCACGUGUCUGGUGCACCACCACAUGGUAGGGUGGUUCUGGGAAAGCUGAGCUGUCUCCAUACCGAACUGACUUGGGGCAAACCAACUGCUUGAUUCAAACUUGUUCAUAGUGAUAAAAUAAUGUUACUAUAGUAGCUAGCUAGCAAAGUGUAGGACAAUUGCAUUUAGAAUUGUAGGUCACUAGCCAGGUUAGUUUUUCUUCUGGGAUAUAAUAUAGUGGCUGGCUCCGGCUAUAGACUAAAUAUAAAAGUGUUGAUUUACAUAAUCGAACAUCAUAAAUACCAUGCCAUUUGGAGCCUUGUCUUGCAGUAUUCUGAUUUCGGUAAAAAUCAGAAGAUUGCUUUAAAAAUACUUUACUCAAUGGUCACUCCCAAUAAGGCCAAAACUGAAUGGCUAUUGUGCCAGCCUUACAUCCACCGUGUUCAAUAGCCUGGGGACAAGGUUAAUGUCUAAGUCACUGGAUUUUAUACAAGAUAAGAAAUCAGUGACAGUCAGGGACACUUUGUUGUUAUCAGUCACAUGUAGUUCUCUAUAAGAUAACUGUACCUAAUUCAGAUGUUGUAUCCAAUAAUCGAAGAUGUUCUCAGUCAGCUGAAACAGGGAUGGGAGGAGCUUGGUGCUGUAUGAUGUGAAUCUAAGCCAUGUGAAUAAGUGACUUCUGCAGUUUGUCAGUGCAGGACAUUGAUACAUCUGCUGAAGUGUAAAAUAACAAAUGAUGAUUACUUUCUUCAUUGUUAUUGCAUUUUAACAGCUCCACGCUGGCAAAUGAAUUUGUUUUAUUUUUCCUCUUCUAAAACGUUAAGUAUUGUCUCAGGACAUAAUAGUAUUAUGAAAUGGCCAAUUUGUUUGUUUUACUUGCAUAUUUGUUUUUACAUGUCUAAUUACAUAUCUUUGUAUUUACAUGUUUUUCUAUUCAACUGUCACAUUUACUAAGUAAAUACAAACAUAUGCAUUCUGUACUAUGUAUUGGUACCAAUAAAAAGAUUCUGC
Messenger RNA from Esox lucius (northern pike), 3099 nucleotides. RefSeq names its product matrix metallopeptidase 11a (gene mmp11a). The record is from RefSeq and is a predicted model, not a curated record. Lineage: Eukaryota; Metazoa; Chordata; Actinopteri; Esociformes; Esocidae. Bases 97 to 1566 code for a protein of 489 amino acids. The transcript has 8 exons. Gene Ontology annotation, cellular component: extracellular matrix. Gene Ontology annotation, biological process: proteolysis; extracellular matrix organization; collagen catabolic process. Gene Ontology annotation, molecular function: metalloendopeptidase activity; zinc ion binding.